UUCUAUCCUCUGUGGGUGGAGAUGUUGGCAAAGAAAAUGUCUUUCGAAUGGUCGACAAUGCCGUCUGAAAACGAAGAACAUUAUAAUUGCUAAUCGGAAUACAUUGAAAUGAUAUUGGAACAGUCAUUUCUUUCUCAUUUGUGAUCAAAACUUUGUAGCUAGCUAUUGCUAUAGGCCUAUUUUAGUUCACUCACUACGACUCAACGCAAGGAGAAUUUUUUUUCGAGCUGCUACCGGCAAACAAGCAAGACAGCAGGUCAUUUUUAAGUGUUCUUUUUACUUGCGUGUUGAAAAGAAUCAUCAAAGAUAAAGCAAUGUCUUACACUUAAUGCGCUCGAUACAAAGUUGAUGAGAGCGAGACCUGUCGCUACACUGUAUUUAUCAGCGGUCACCAAAUCAUAUGCGGCAACAGAGAAUGCAAUGGACAAAUUCAUGGAACAAGGUUAGAUAACUUGAGUAACUACAUUAUAAAAACAGUAAGGCGAAAGAACCGAAACACAUUUUGGGCAGGCGAAGGGUUAUUGUUUUAAGUCGUGAGCGUUUUGUGGUCAACGCUGCGGUAUCACCGAAGACUCGUGUACAUAAAAGAAGGGACAGCAAGUGAAAUGGUAGGCAACACGAUCCACUGGUUCAGGAAGGGCCUGCGGCUCCACGACAACCCCUCGCUGAAGGAGUCUAUCCGGGGAGCUGACACCCUUCGCUGUGUUUACAUCCUAGACCCCUGGUUUGCAGGGUCUUCCAACGUGGGCAUCAGCAGGUGGAGGUUCUUACUACAAUGUCUGGAGGACCUAGACGCCAGCCUCCGCAAGCUCAACUCCCGUCUGUUUGUCAUCCGGGGCCAGCCUACUGAUGUCUUCCCCAGACUGUUCAAGGAAUGGCAGACCAGCCGGCUGUCUUAUGAGUACGACUCUGAGCCCUUCGGCAAGGAACGUGACGCCGCCAUCCAGAAGCUGGCCAGCGAGGCCGGGGUGGAGGUUACUGUCAAAGUCUCCCACACGCUCUACGACCUGGACAAGAUCAUCGAGCUAAACGGAGGCCAAUCCCCUCUCACCUACAAGCGUUUCCAGGCGCUCAUCAGUCACAUGGAUGCCGUAGAAUCGCCCGCUGAGACCAUCACUGCCGAGGUCAUGAGGAAGUGUGCCACUCCCGUCGGUGAUGACCAUGACGACAAGUUUGGCGUGCCCUCCCUGGAGGAGCUUGGCUUUGAGACCGAAGGCUUGGCUACAGCAGUAUGGCCCGGAGGAGAGACUGAGGCCCUCACUCGCCUGGAGAGGCACCUGGAGAGAAAGGCAUGGGUGGCCAACUUUGAGCGUCCCCGGAUGAACGCCAACUCCUUGCUAGCCAGCCCCACAGGCCUUAGCUCCUACCUCCGCUUCGGCUGCCUCUCCUGUCGCCUCUUCUACUUCAAACUCACUGACCUCUACAGGAAGGUGAAGAAAAACAGCUCGCCGCCCCUCUCGCUCUAUGGCCAGCUGCUGUGGCGUGAGUUCUUCUACACCACGGCCACCAACAACCCCCGCUUUGACAAGAUGGAGGGCAACCCGGUGUGUGUGCAGAUCCCCUGGGACCGCAACCCGGAAGCGCUGGCCAAGUGGGCCGAGGGGAGGACUGGCUUCCCCUGGAUUGACGCCAUCAUGACCCAGCUAAGGCAGGAGGGCUGGAUCCACCACCUGGCCAGACACGCUGUGGCCUGCUUCCUCACUAGAGGAGACCUGUGGAUCAGCUGGGAGGAGGGCAUGAAGGUAUUUGAGGAGCUCCUCCUGGAUGCAGACUGGAGUGUGAACGCAGGUAGCUGGAUGUGGCUCUCCUGCAGCUCCUUCUUCCAGCAGUUUUUCCACUGCUACUGCCCCGUGGGCUUUGGCAGGAGGACGGACCCCAACGGAGACUACAUACGGCGCUAUCUGCCCAUUCUGAAGGCCUUCCCGGCCAAGUACAUCUACGACCCCUGGAACGCGCCCGAAAGCGUGCAGAAGACGGCCAAGUGCGUGAUCGGCGUGCAUUACCCCAAGCCCAUGGUGCACCACGCCGAGGCCAGCCGCCUCAACAUCCAGAGGAUGACGCAGAUCUACCAGCAGCUCUCCUGCUACCGCGGCUUGGGGCUGCUCGCAACAGUGCCUGCUAAUCCUAACAAUGGUGGAAACUGUGUGGGGACCUCCCCUGAAGAAAACCAGCAUGAGGCAGCCGCUCAAGCAGGCAGAGGACAUGCUGCCGUGAAGCGUCCCAACGAGGACCUCACACCGGGGGGUAGCAACAAGGCCCGGAGGCAGACCAGCAACUAGUCCCUGAUGUGGAGGGGUAGAGGAGAGGGGGUACCAGCUACCCUGUCGAUCUCCAGCAGGCUCCACCGGCACCUGAAACACUGCAUCGUCCUCCCCUGACUCUUCAACUCUACAGGAGCACAUCUACCUCAGUGGUGUGAGCAGCAGUAGGAAGAGAUGGACAAGAGGAGAGGAAAGGAGGCUGUGAACAUCCCACAUUGAACUAUGGGGAACAUCAAAUCACAUGAUGCCCAGAGAACUGAUCGCUGUUUGAGCCUGAGGGCAUGUUAUGUGCAGUCCUAGCCAUGGGGAAUGGCAUCAGCCUCAAGCUGAUAAUACGACUGACGACCCAACCUGGAAUCAUCAGGUCAAAUGGUCAGGAAACACUUAUUAUACGGGGUACAAUGCUGUCAGAAGUUCAGAAAUACCAGGUUCCGAGGAGUAUUUAUAAGGCAGCAUAAGCACCACUCUCAUGAAGUGCAUCAUACAUUUUGUACAAACUUUUCAUGUUAUUAACCUCUGUAAAACCUUUUUAAGGGAAUUAUAUAACCGUUUCUGUAUAAGCGUGUGAGUAAUUCAACUCAAAAUGUAUACAGUAAAAAUGUGAUAUUGCAUGUUUUGUUUUAUUAUUUUUUCUGGUGAAGUUGUAAACCAAUUGUUAUUUUUGUAUAAAGACUGACUGUUCUAUAUGGUGCUGUAAUAAAAGGUGUCAAAUGUAA
Molecule: messenger RNA, 2977 nt
Organism: Coregonus clupeaformis (lake whitefish)
Lineage: Eukaryota; Metazoa; Chordata; Actinopteri; Salmoniformes; Salmonidae
Product: cryptochrome-1-like
Exons: 9
Coding region: 606-2279 (557 amino acids)
Biological process (GO): negative regulation of DNA-templated transcription; entrainment of circadian clock by photoperiod; circadian regulation of gene expression
Cellular component (GO): cytoplasm; nucleus
Molecular function (GO): FAD binding; DNA binding
Source: RefSeq, a predicted model, not a curated record